CGUAUACUUUUCUGCUAAACGCUACGGACGUCUGCGUUGUCUGCCCGUUUACAUACGUUGCCACGCUGAUAUUGCCUAUCGGCAUAAUAAAAACCGUAACCCCAAUACAACAAUGAAAAACUAAUAGUUGUAUCCUAAUUAGUACAGAUCAUAGAUGUUUGUUAUUUAAUUUGUUAAGUGUUUUGUAUGACAAUUUUGAAAAGUUAGAUACUCAUCGAGUUAAGUCAGAUCAAGAUGACGUUUAAAUACCAAAUAGCAAUAACGCUUAUUAGUUUACUGUCUUUUGCGUGCUGUAGUGAAUUAGAUUUUGACGGAUGGCUUCAUGUCAGACUGUUUCAUUCCUUGGAUGAUGCUCCAGAACCUAAUUUUAUUGAAAGGGGCAACAUUACCAUUUCAAGUAUUCGCAGUGGAGCUGCUAUAACUGCACAAUCUGCUAUUAGUGAAUCUCAGUUACAAAAAUUAAUGUCUCUGGCUAAAAAUAAUGGCAUGUACAGGUUAAAGGCAACAGUAACAACUUCAUCGAAUAGCGAAACAAAUUUCCUCACUUCUGUACUAGCGUGUAAUUUACUGGGCUCUGGUUUGGAGGAUUAUGUACACAUUUGGUUAGAUAGCUCAGCCGAGCCAAUAGCAGUUAAUUUAAUAGCCACAGGCCCAUGUACUUUAGACGAACCAAUGACCAAACAAUGGAGUACAGAUGUUCAAGUUAAGUAUCCAGAUGGUGGUCCAGUACCGGAUACUGCAACUUACAUUCAGAAACUUGAAAAAGAAAAACUAGCCAGAGAAAGCGGUGAAGUUAAAGAUAACAGAUCAUUCUUUGCCAAAUAUUGGAUGUACAUAGUCCCAGCUUUAAUAUUCUUUGUCCUCUCGUCCGCUACGAAUCCAGAAGCAGCUGCUGCAGGUGGUGGCGGUGGUGGUGGUCAACGCCAAUAAUUUAGGAAAAUUUUUUAAGUUGUAUUUGCAUUACGUCAAGUAACAUUGUUAAAGUUCUGCUUUAACUAGACCAACAAAUCGUUAUACUGCGUGUAAAAAGUUACAGUAAGCAUUUUUUAUAAGUAUAAUGCCUAAAUGAAUGUGACCCAAAAAAAACCUAAAGAGAACAGUCAUGAAUUAUUAUUUGUUAGUGAUCAAAUUGAAGUCAGAUAUUAUAAAAAUCGUAUUUACUUCUAUCAAAAUAAAGCGAGAAAUUAUAAA
Trichogramma pretiosum is the source of this 1191-nucleotide messenger RNA. RefSeq names its product ER membrane protein complex subunit 10 (gene EMC10). The transcript is spliced from 4 exons. Bases 235 to 930 code for a protein of 231 amino acids. The record is from RefSeq and is a predicted model, not a curated record. Gene Ontology annotation, cellular component: EMC complex. Lineage: Eukaryota; Metazoa; Arthropoda; Insecta; Hymenoptera; Trichogrammatidae.